AUGUCACCGACGCGUCGUGAGUCACCCGCCGUACACCAGCGUCGAUGCACCAAGUACUUUGGCACCACGACUACAACCAGCCGUGAGGAGCCCAGGCGUCGACGGCGACGGCUUCCGGCUCAUGUGGCAACGCACCUGAGCGUCUUUGCGCAGAACCCACGCGCGUCGCGUACGCUCUCGGUGCAGUUUACCAAGGCCUCCCUACAAGACAUCACGGUGCUUGGUCAAGUGACCGCAAGUUUAUCCUCUUUGCGACGCGGACGUCGCCGCGAGCAAGCGCUUGUUCAGCACCACGAAGAAACGUUACAGCACUGGGGCUUUACCAUCAACGCACGCCAGGAACUCACGACGGCGCCGUUCGUGGAGCACCGGCAAGCCAACGAAGACGACUGCACCGAGUACCUAACGCUCCUCGCCGACGCCGAUCGGCAGCGGACGUCGGCGCCACGCCCGCCGGUGAUUUUGCGUCUCUUGCACUCGCGGGCUUGCCGCAAUGCCAUCAUGUUUGGAGACGUGCUCUCGCAGCGGGCGUGCGAGCUGCUGCUGGGGCAGCUGAGCCAUUGUCGGCUGCCGUUCCAGUGCGCCCACGGUCGUCCGUCGUUGGCUCCACUCGUGCAGCUGGACGAAGAAGACGCGUCGUAGGUAUAAAUUCAGCAUUCAAAACUCAUAGCAUCGGGUGGAUCUCUAUUGGUUCUUGCACUCCGGGGGCUUCUCGGUCG
Messenger RNA from Saprolegnia parasitica CBS 223.65, 719 nucleotides. RefSeq lists its product as hypothetical. The transcript has 2 exons. Lineage: Eukaryota; Oomycota; Saprolegniomycetes; Saprolegniales; Saprolegniaceae. Bases 1 to 642 code for a protein of 213 amino acids. Gene Ontology annotation, biological process: mismatch repair. Gene Ontology annotation, molecular function: ATP hydrolysis activity; ATP-dependent DNA damage sensor activity. Gene Ontology annotation, cellular component: mismatch repair complex. The record is from RefSeq and is a predicted model, not a curated record.